Messenger RNA from Bactrocera tryoni, 849 nucleotides. Its product is annotated as putative nuclease HARBI1. Bases 1 to 849 code for a protein of 282 amino acids. The transcript has 5 exons. NCBI's taxonomy places the organism in Eukaryota, Metazoa, Arthropoda, Insecta, Diptera, Tephritidae. The record is from RefSeq and is a predicted model, not a curated record.
AUGCGAGACAAAAGCAAUCCCUUAACAUUGCCGGAGGCAGCCUUCAGGAAACGGUUCAGACUCUCUAAAAGUGCAUUUAACUAUGUAUUGGCUGAACUCAAAUUUGAAGGGCAUUUGUCAACCGCAGUGCCACCAAUGAUUCAACUGGGAGCGACUUUGUCCCUUUUGGCCAGUGGUGGCUACCAGCACUUGGUGGGAAAUGACUUUUUGAUAGUUAUUGGAUGUAUUGAUGGCACGCACUUUGGGCUGCAAAAACCAACGUUAAAUGAGCACAUGUUCUUCAACAGGAAAGGAUACCAUAGCCUCAACUCAAUGAUAAUAUGUGACCAUGAAUACCGCAUUUUAGCCAUUGACUCAAAGUAUGGUGGAGCCGCACACGAUUCCUUUGUGUGGAAGCAUUCGGCACAACGAAAGUUUUUGGAGGAGCAAUUUAACCAAAAUAACGUCAAAAAUGUUUGGCUUUUAGGAGAUUCGGGUUAUCCCUUGGAGCCGUGGUGUUUAACACCAUUCAGGAACCCUGAAGAAGGGUCUACUCAAGCUAGGUUCAAUGAGGCUCAUUCUAAAGCUCGCUGUGUGGUUGAAAGAACCAUUGGUAUCCUAAAGGGCCGUUGGAAAAUUCUCAGCAAUGACAAGAGAAGCCGUUACAAACCUGAAAAAAUGGCACAAUUCGGGAAUGUAUGUGCAGCGUUGCAUAACAUUUGCAUACAUUUCAAAGAUGCGUCGUAUUGCAGACAUUAUGCAAGUGAAACUAUCAACACAGAAGUGGAUAUGGGAAACGAAACUCAUUUAACCAAAAUUGGACACAAAAUUCGAAAUCAAAUAAUGUUGGCGCUAGAAAAUACAAUUUGA